UUCACUCAGUGUCGCGACAACCACUUACCACCACACUUACAAAUAUUGAAGCUAUGUACACUAGCUGAUAGUAACUAUUUGUAUUACUAAAAUUAGGGUCUAAUAUAUAAUACAUUUAUACAUACAUUAUAUGUAGAUAGUUGUUUCCAUAUCUCUUGUAUAACUUUAUAUAUGUUACUUCACUUUGGGAAAUGAUCUCCAGAGAUUUUGGGAUUCAGCUUUUCAUUUUGACUAUGGCAAUGACUUUUUCUGAUUUCUUCAUCUUAGAGUGUCCUCCUGUUAUGAAAGGUGCAGUGGUAAUAGUCAAAACAUAUUUUCCAGUAAAUUAUUCCCUUUUGAAAAAUGGUAAAUCAGCACUUUUCUUUUACUUAAAUAACACACAAAUAGGUAAUUGUGAGCUCAAUUCUAAAAAUGUCUGUCAAAAUGAACACAAAGAUCCCAAUAUCAACUUAACACAAACUUUGACUGCUGGCCAAUACAUCUCUACAUUAACAUCAAGCGCUAACACAAUUUGGAGGAAGACGUCAACCAGUACAUUAUCUGGUGAAACAUGGAGAGUGCAAUUAGGAAGCACAAAAAUCAAUGAAACUUGUGACAUUCAAGUCUAUGCUAUAUUUGACAAACCAGAAUGUUUCCCGAACAUUUCAAUGGAGCAUUUUAUUUUAACAUGCUUUCUAAGAAAAGUAUUCCCCGAGGCAUUAUGUGUAUUCCAUAUUACACUGAAUAAUAUUUAUAUUUUAAACGGAAGUGUAGCCUAUAACCACACCAAGAUUGAUGGUGGAGACUAUUACGAAACAUCUUGCACAUUCAGUUCUCCGACUAUAGAAAAUGAAAUACAUCAGGUCACUGUGACUAUGUACCCCAACAUUACUGGUACAGUCAGUGAUAGAAAAUAUGGAAAAAGUAUCACAUUUUUUUUUCCAGAUACUUCCGAUGGUCUGUUACUUUUGUUCACCUUACUGUCAAUACAAGAUCCUGAACUAUCGAUAAUAAGAGAGGUAAGUUUUGUCAUUAUUACCUUUAUGACUCUGUAACUCGAUCGGUCUUCCAGCUGAUCGGUUUUUAAAAUGGGAGUUGCUGCUCUUACGGAAAUGCUAACAUAUUUAUUUACUGUGUGCUGGGACAGAUGUACUAUCCGCAAGAACUUCGAGAUGCCACCAUCCUUGUACAAAAAGGUCAGGAUACUUUUUGUCAGAAUAAAGUAGCCUCCAUAGUAGGCAGUGUGCUUUCUGAAAGUCAGUGUGGUUUCCGGGCAGGUAUAGACACAUUGGAUAUAUAUUUUGACAUACGUCAAAUGCAGGGAAAAGAAUCUAGACUUCUAUACUGCAUUCAUCCAUCUCACUAAAGCAAUUGACACAGUGAUUCGCGAUGUCUUGUGGAGGAUUUUGUCUCGGCUCCAAUGUUCUACAAGAUUCAUCGCAAUUCUGAAUCAACUGCAUGAGGGUCAAAAAGGUCAAAUCGGAUUCAACGGUGACCUAUCAGCUGACUUCUCUGUAGAGAAUGAUGUGAAAUAGAGCUGUGUGCUUGCUUCAACACUCUUUGCAAUAUUCUUUAGAACAAUGCUAAAUAAAAUGAGGCAACGCCUGCAUGAGGGCAUCUACAUUAGGUUCCUAACCGAAGGCAGCUUUUUUAACAUAUGACGCCUGCUCUACCCUUGCACAAAUUAAAGAGAUGAUUGCUUCUGAGUUAAUCUAUGCGGACGAUUACGCCUUUCUUGCACACACC
Messenger RNA from Biomphalaria glabrata, 1725 nucleotides. RefSeq lists its product as uncharacterized. The coding region runs from base 192 to 1034 and encodes 280 amino acids. The transcript has 5 exons. The record is from RefSeq and is a predicted model, not a curated record. NCBI's taxonomy places the organism in Eukaryota, Metazoa, Mollusca, Gastropoda, Planorbidae.